AUGCAGCGGGUGCUGGCAGAGUCCUUGACUGACGGAGCCGUGCAGUACGGCAAGCGGUUUGCCGGCCUGGCCAUGGAGCCAGGGCCGGGCGGCGCCAGCCUCUUGACGUUUGAGGACGGCGACAGCGUGGCGGCGCGCGUGGUGGUGGGCGCCGAUGGGCUGCUGUCGCGGGUGCGGGAGGCGUGGCUUGGAGACGGCGGCCCGGCGUUUGACUCCAGGGUGAUAUUCAGGGGCAUGGCCGCAACCAAAGAUGUGGAGCGGCUGCCCGGGUGGGCGGACGUAGAUGCGCGCAUCAUCCCAACUGGGGCUGACGCCAUGAACAUGGUCUACAAGGUGGACAGCCGGCUGGGCUGCCCUGCCACCAACACCCCCAACCCACUCGCCGCACCCCCGCAGCUGCAUGGCGGCAUGACGGUGUGGGCUGUCAACAUGAGCUAUGAUGCUGCCAAGGAGUGCGGCGUCAGCUACUCGCCCUACGCCAAGGGCGCCGCCUCCCGAGCCUCCCUCAUGGAGCCGGAGGCGGCGGGGGCGGCCUGCAUGGCGGAGGCCAAAAAGCUUUGGGACCGCCUGCCGCCGGCGGUGCAACAGGUGUCGGGGGUGGGCGCAAACCUGGCGUUUGAGGACGCGGCGGUCCUGGCGCACCACCUGGCGGCCGUGGGGCCCUGCGAGGCGGCGCUGCGCGCCUACGAGGCGGACCGGCUGCCGCGGCUCAAGGCCAUAGCGGAGUUCAACAUCGACCUCAUGAACAAAAUCACAAAGGCGGCCGGGGAAGAGUACCUGCAGCUGAAGGAGCGCCAAACGGAGUUUGAGCGCACUGUCAUGUUCAAGUUUGACCACCCCUGCACACGCGGCGGCAGUAGCACCAGGGUCGGCACGGCGCUGGCCAUGUGA
Monoraphidium neglectum is the source of this 891-nucleotide messenger RNA. RefSeq lists its product as hypothetical. The record is from RefSeq and is a predicted model, not a curated record. Gene Ontology annotation, molecular function: monooxygenase activity. The coding region runs from base 1 to 891 and encodes 296 amino acids. The transcript has 8 exons. NCBI's taxonomy places the organism in Eukaryota, Viridiplantae, Chlorophyta, Chlorophyceae, Sphaeropleales, Selenastraceae.